Molecule: messenger RNA, 324 nt
Organism: Trypanosoma rangeli
Lineage: Eukaryota; Euglenozoa; Kinetoplastea; Trypanosomatida; Trypanosomatidae
Exons: 1
Coding region: 1-324 (107 amino acids)
Source: RefSeq, a predicted model, not a curated record
AUGGCGGGGAAUAACGCUGUGAAAACUAAAGGAAAAACCGAAGAGGCGCUUUUUGCAGUCAAGGAAGUUGGUUUUAUUGCAGUUGUAUUGCCCCGGAGGUUGGCGAAAGAGGGGAAAGUGCGACGUGUAAGCGAGCGGGUGAGAGCCGACGCCGCAGCUAAACGAACUGAAAGAACCGAGUUGGCUGCGAAGCUGACUGAAGAGAAACUGGGAAAAACAGUCGUGGGCCUUGGGAGUGGGGCCCUGCCAGAUCCAUGCAGUGCAGAGGUUAAUACGAUCACAAGAAGGAAUGACGAAGUUCUUGGUGCGUGCGUGCGUGCGUGA